UUGAAACGAUCUGGCAAGAUUGAACUUCCUCACUGGACUGAUAUUGUUAAGACUGGAAGAUUCAAGGAGCUCGCUCCAUAUGAUCCAGAUUGGUACUACAUUAGAGCUGCUUCCAUGGCAAGGAAGAUCUAUUUGAGACAGGGCAUUGGAGUAGGUGGCUUUCAGAAGAUCUAUGGAGGUCGCAAGAGGAACGGUAGCAGGCCACCUCAUUUCUGCAAAAGUAGUGGUGCGAUUGCUCGUCAUAUUCUGCAGCAACUAGAAAAGAUGAAUAUCGUUGAAGCCAAUGAGAAGGGGGGAAGAAGAAUUACAUCACAGGGCCGCCGUGAUCUUGAUCAAGUUGCUGGGCGUGUGGUGGUCGUCGCAUGAAUCUUUAGUGGGCAUCUGUCUUUUACAAGUUAUUAAGAUUUAAAUUUCCAUCUUCAAAUUUUGAUUUGUGCUGCUUCCUGUCAAUGUGAUGUUAAAACGUAUUUAUUACGUGUACCGUUUACAAUUUAUUUAAUUGGAAUUUUGCACUUCUGCUUGGACCUUUGAAA
Phalaenopsis equestris is the source of this 533-nucleotide messenger RNA. Its product is annotated as 40S ribosomal protein S19-1-like. Gene Ontology annotation, molecular function: structural constituent of ribosome; RNA binding. The record is from RefSeq and is a predicted model, not a curated record. Gene Ontology annotation, cellular component: cytosolic small ribosomal subunit; ribosome. NCBI's taxonomy places the organism in Eukaryota, Viridiplantae, Streptophyta, Magnoliopsida, Asparagales, Orchidaceae. Gene Ontology annotation, biological process: translation; ribosomal small subunit assembly.